GUAUUCGGAACAGGACCUCGGAUUAUUAUAAUUGAGGGUUAUUUUUUUACAAUUACUUCAAAUAAUGUUUUACUUUAUCUUGGAAAUAAUAACAUUACAUUAGAUUCAGAUAUGGGUUUAUUAAGAAUUAGUGAAGAACAUCAACAACUAUAUUAA
This is a messenger RNA of Entrophospora candida, 156 nucleotides long. Lineage: Eukaryota; Fungi; Glomeromycota; Glomeromycetes; Entrophosporales; Entrophosporaceae. The record is from the annotation of a GenBank genome assembly.